UUCGAUGUUGCCAUUACCCAUUGGUAUCCUCGUAGGUUGCAAAUUGCUUGAGCCACUUGCUUCUAACCGAUUUCGUAUCCUGCAGAAGGAAUCUUCCCCAAUACAAACUCACCCGUGGUGGCAGGGGUGGAAAAUGAUUCUUGAAUAUUAGAGUGCCUAGUCCUUCUAUAUUCUCAAGGGCCCAAGGUGCAUGUGGCUCCGCCAUUAAAGUCAAUCCAUUGUCACCAAUCACUUGAGAAAAACUGACCAAAUUUUUUUGAGGCCAGCACUUAACCAGACACCUAAGACUGAGAAUAACGUAAUCAUGCUCUUCAGCUAGACUUGAGUAGUGAGACGCAAAACCCAUAUAGAACACUGGAUAGUGGGUACUUCUGCAUGUUCUAUUGUCGUCCAUAAUUAAAACAUGAAGUUUCGAUUUUCAUCGGGGAAAACAUAUGUGUCACAUUUAUUAUAUCAAAAACGUCAAGUUGGAGAAAACCCAAAUCACAUCUUAGACCUCCAUCAUGAGCAGAAUAAUAUGCUCCAUUGUAAACGUCACUGCCUGCCAACAGAUAUGUGUAUAAAUGUAUGAUCCGGUUGUGCUACUACUCUGCACUAAAACCCUCAUUAUCUGAAGAAAUUAGGCAGGCAUGGCCAACAAAACCUCUUUCUUAACUUUCUUUAAUACUACCCUUUGGCUGGAUCCUGCAUCCACCCUAGCAAUAGUUGAACUCGAUACCAGCUAUUUGCCAACUAUUCUUGCAUCAAUAGUUGUACUUCUUCUCAUCAAGUUUGGGGUGAAUACCCUUAAAAAACAGCCAUCUUUAUCAGCAUCAUUUCCAUUACCUCCAGGACCAUCACCUUGGCCAAUUUUGGGUAGUAUACCCGCUUUAGUUCGAAAUAAGCCAAGAUACAAAUGGAUACUAGGUCUAAUGAAAGAAAUGAAUACUGUAAUCGCAUGCAUUCGUCUUGGGAACGUUCAUAUAAUUCCCGUGACUUCUCCAGAACUUGCUCGAGAAUUCUUGCAAAAACAAGAUGCAGUAUUUGCAUCAAGGCCUAGAACAAUGGCUACUGAGCAUUUAAGUCGUGGGUUCUUAACUACUAUUGUUACACCAUGGGGAGACCAAUGGAAGAAAAUGAGAAGAGUUGUAACUUCCGAAAUGGUCAGUCAUGCUAGACUGGAAUGGCUUCUCGGGAAGAGAAAUGAGGAAGCUAACAACCUUGUGUUCUAUGUACACAGUCAGUGUAAUAAAAACUCAUUGAUUGGAGGUGAAGUGAUCAAUUUAAGAUUACUAACGAGGCAAUUCAGUGGGAACAUAAUUAGAAAAAUGAUUUUCAAUAAUAGAUAUUUUGGCAAGGGAAGGAAAGAUGGAAGACCCGGCAUUGAAGAGAUAGAGCAUGUUGAUGCAGCUUUUGAAGUCCUAAUAUAUGUUUAUGCUUUUGGCAUACAAGAUUAUUUGCCUUGCUUGAGAUGGUUAGAUUUAGAUGGCCAUGAAAAGAUUAUCAAGAGAGCCAUGGGGGUUGUGAAUAAAUAUCAUGAUCCAAUUAUUGAAGAACGGAUUCGACAACGGAGCAAUGGAACUACGAAGAACAAAGUGCCUGAAGAUUUGCUAGACGUGCUUAUUUCGCUCAAGGACGAAAAAGGGAAGCCGUUGUUAUCAGUAGAGGAGAUCAAAGCUCAAGUAGUGCUUUUAUGAGGAUAUCCGGCUGAUUUAUCAUCUCUGCCAUGGCCCAUUCAACUGCAUUGGCUGGAUUAUCCACCGUCGCAAUUAUUAAUUCAUGUCAUGGCAUAGUUGGACAUGAAGGAAAAGCCAGGAAAACAUCAAACGACAGGUAAAAAACAAAAAUUUGGUCACUUUGGGUUUUAUGACUAGUUUUGAACUAUAUAAAAGCUUGUGCUAGGGAAGCACUUAGGCUCCAUCCAGUGACUCCCUUUAACGUUCCGCAUGUAUCGAAUUCAGAUACGGUAGUAUCAAGCUAUUUUAUCCCGAAAGGAAGUCAUGUACUAUUAAGUCGAGCAGGAUUAGGCCGGAAUCCUAAAAUUUGGCAUGAACCAUUAAACUUUAACCCCGAGCGUCAUUUAGCUAAUGUGAAUCUCACCGAGCGGGAACUACGAUUCAUAUCGUUUACUACUGGAUGUAGAGGAUGUGUUGGUGGUGCACUUGGGACGGCAAUUACUAUCAUGUUAUUAGCUAGGCUAUUUCAAGGGUUUGACUGGAGUGCUCCACCAGGCGGGUCAAUGAUAGAUCUUUCUGAAUCGGCUAAUGAUCUAUUUUUGGCUAAGCCAUUAUGUGCUCAUGCCAAACCAAGGCUGCCUUUUCAUAUUUACCAGGAAGAGUAAUCAAAUUAUACUGGGCACUGGCAUGUGUAUCUUAGAACUAAGUUAAGAGUAGAAAACGUUUUUGCUUGCAUGUGGCUGUUGUUGCUUUGUCAGGUUUGUUAUAGCCAUUUCUUUUUCUUUUUGUUGCACUUGUAUUGUUGUGCUCACCCUCUUAUACUUCGUUUUUUUUUUCUCGUUUUCUAAUAAAAUCUCAAGAUUCUCAACCUUUUUACCUCAUGAGAAAUAGCUUGUGAUUAUUUCAUUCAGUUUUCAAUUAAAUACAGAUUUACAUUAGUGCCCCCCUAUCAAUUCAAUGCUGUCAUUCCCCAUUGGUAUAUUUGUGGUUUGCAAAUUAAUUUGAACAGUAA
This is a messenger RNA of Papaver somniferum (opium poppy), 2667 nucleotides long. RefSeq names its product isoleucine N-monooxygenase 2-like. The coding region runs from base 630 to 1676 and encodes 348 amino acids. The record is from RefSeq and is a predicted model, not a curated record. Lineage: Eukaryota; Viridiplantae; Streptophyta; Magnoliopsida; Ranunculales; Papaveraceae. The transcript has 2 exons. Gene Ontology annotation, molecular function: oxidoreductase activity, acting on paired donors, with incorporation or reduction of molecular oxygen; heme binding; monooxygenase activity.